AUGGAUGAGGCACUCAAGCCAGACAGCCAAGCUCUCGGACUCAACUUGUCCAGCCCUCAGCAUCCCGCCUGGAACUUGAACCUUUCUUUCCCCUCCCGCUCGGCUUUUCCCGGCCAGCCUGCGCAGACCAUCGGGGCGGGCGCAAUCAUGCUGCUGGCGCUGGUGGGCAACUGCCUGCUGUUGUACCGGCUCCGCUGCGGAGGGUGCUGCUGCGGAGGUCGGUUCAGGAGGCGGCGAAAGAUGGAUUUCCUCUUGGCGCACUUGGCUAUCGCCGAUCUGUACGGUUGCGGGCUGGCGCUGCUCUCUCAGCUGCCUCCAGCAGAGGACGGCGAUGCUGCAGAGCCGGGGGGCGCGGGGUGGCCAGCCGGAGACGCCACCUGCCGCUUGUUCCGGUUCCUGCAAGGCUCUGGGCUGCUGGCGCCGUCGCACAUGCUUGUUCUUAUCGCGCUCGAGCGACACCGCUUGGUGAGGGGCCCUCCGGCCCCGCGGGAAUUGCUGCCGCCUUUCAUGCUCGCCCGGAGCGCUCUGGCAGCGCUGGGCUGGCUCUUGGCGUUGCUGCUCGCCCUGCCUCAAGUCUUCGUUUAUAGGCUGGCCCCAUCGCAGCCCGGAGGCCGCUGCCUCAGCAUCUUCCCGCAGCUGCCCCGAUGGCACGGACAGGUCUACGCCGUGUAUGAGGCCAUCACGGGCUUCGUAGCUCCUGCCUGCCUCUUGGGCGGGACGUGCAGCCGCAUCCUGGCGGCCCUCAGCGCCUCCCGAGCCAAGGAGGAGGGGCCGUCACAGAGGGGGCCCGGCGGCAGCGCUCGCCACUGUCGCGUUGAGCUGCCUGGCUUACCCGGCCCCACCCCGCCACUUCUCCUGCGGCUUCUGCCGAUCGCCAAGUGCGCUUCCCGCUCGCCGUCUGCCCCCCGAAGUCUGCCCCGCGCACGAGCCAGGGCACUGCAGCUGACUUUGGCGCUCGCCGCGCUGUUUGCGCUGUGUGGUUUCCCGCGUUUUAUUUUGGGGCUGGGCUUAGCUUUUGCCUCUCCCGAGGGCACUGCCCACGAAGCCCGGACGACCCUGAGCAGCAUGAUGGCAGCCACCAACAGCGCUCUUAAUCCCUACGUUUGCCUCUUAUUUCAUAGCUACCGGCCCUGGGCGCGGCGCCUCCAGCGCAGCCUCUGCCGGUGCCCGGAUGGACAACCGAGACGGCGGGCUCGCCACCGACAGCGUCUGUCGCCACAGGCGGCCGCGGAUCGUGCUGAACUUUGGCUCUGCCCCUGCCAAACUAAGGCGCGUGCCAUCGCAACAGCCAUCCAGCAAGAGAAGGAGGAGACCCAGACUGUUUGUGAGAGCAGAUUCUAAUACCAAGGGCCGGGUUUGAAGGACUGCAUUUGCCCUUACAGUCUGCCGAGAUCAGAAGGAUGAAGGAAGGAGAAGAGACCUCUUGACAAUUAGGAUGGCAUUAAGUCUGCUUGGGCUUUCAACACUACGUGCUCCAUCGAUUUAGAAUAAAAUAAAAGAUGCCAGGGCACUUGCCUGCCUGCAGGUCAUACUCUCUCGCCUUCAAAGGCUUUACACUGAAAGACUGAGAAGGAAAAAGGCACUCUGCACUUGCUUAAGAGCCCACUUCCAGAGCUUGAUCCAGUUGUAGGAAUUGUGCCCAAGAGCUGGAUCUCAGCAUAUCUUGCUCAAUUUAAGCCCAUAUAAAACUACAUUCCCAUUAUAAAUGAAUUCUAUUUUUACUGUUUUAGG
Messenger RNA from Candoia aspera, 1731 nucleotides. RefSeq names its product G protein-coupled receptor 150 (gene GPR150). The record is from RefSeq and is a predicted model, not a curated record. Gene Ontology annotation, molecular function: G protein-coupled receptor activity; peptide binding. Gene Ontology annotation, biological process: cellular response to hormone stimulus; G protein-coupled receptor signaling pathway. The transcript has a single exon. Gene Ontology annotation, cellular component: plasma membrane. Bases 1 to 1341 code for a protein of 446 amino acids. NCBI's taxonomy places the organism in Eukaryota, Metazoa, Chordata, Lepidosauria, Squamata, Candoiidae.